AUGGUAUCACAAUUACUGUUUUGCAAGUCAAAAGUGUUUGUACAUCCAACAAGGGUUGCGCAAGAUAAUGUUCCUGGGUAUUUAUUGGUAACCUAUGAUCCAGAUCAGCAACCGCAAGAUUCCUCGAUAUCAUGGAUACCUGAAUCUGGGCUUUCAAAAGCUCACGAUAUAUUUCUGAAGAACUCUGAUUUAAAAUUGGGUAAGUCGAAUGAUUCAUCUUUAACUGGGAUCUCAUACAACCCAAUGAUAUUAACUGAAGGACUGUGUAACACUUGGUCUUUUACAGUAAGAUUAAGCUCAUUAUAUUCUCUUCAAUUUAGAUUACCAUCACCCAGUGGUUGGUGGUUUGGUUCUUUAAUAAUAUAUGCUAAAUCUCCACAAGAAACUGAGACUUUUCCCGUUUUAUUUUUCCAUGAUGAUCAGUGCCAGUCUACAAUAGAUAAACAAAAAGAACUGAAUAAGUCGAUGAGCCCAUUUGGUGAAUCUGGAGAGAUGUACUGGGGGGGCGCUGAUUUUAGAAAUAUUAUUCGCAAAUUAGUAGAUCUUCAAAAGACUAAAGUUGAUCCGACUGUAUGGCUAAUUAAUGCUACUCUUGAAGACUUAAGAAAUUUUUCACCAGAAAGUUUAACAAGGAGAAGUGAUGGUAUUCCAAAAAAUAUUGAUCCAUUAACAGACGUUCAAGAAAGUUUCUGGAAUAAAUGGGAGUCAACAAAAUGGAGCAUGAUGGCCAAACUAGCAGAUGCAACCUCAAAGACGGGCUCAUUCGUUGGUGGCUUAAUACGUAAACAUCCCUUAGUUAAAUUAGCAGAGAAAAAUAGUGACAAUCCAUAUGUACAAAAGUUAUUAAAAAAUGAGAAGGUCCAAGAGAUACAGGAUGAUUUUGAUUCUGCAAGAAUUUAUUUAGCUAAGUGGGCGUUAGGCGUUAAGGAGCAAUCUGAAAGAUAUCAACAACUCAAUCGAUUGAAUGAUACUUAUAGAAAGAUGUUAACGAACGAAUUAGAUAUUGAUAUAGACAAUAAUAUCCAAUUCACAAAUGAAGAAUUAAACAAAUCUAUGGAAAGAAAUUUCCCAUUAACAAAACAAAAAUGGGAUUCAUUAUUUGAUUCUCAAGGCCGCCUAACAAUAACAGUUAAUGAAAUGAAAGACUUCAUUUUCCACGGCGGUAUUGAAACUAUGGAAUUGAAAAAAGAAGUUUGGUUAUUUUUGUUUAAUGUUUAUCCAUGGGAUUCCUCUAAUGAUGAAAGGUUACAGAUUAAUGAAACAUUGCGAGAAAUAUAUGAGAAUGAUUAUAAAUCUAAAUGGGUUAACAGACAUAAGAAUGAAGAUCCAGCUGAAGAAGAAUAUUGGCAAGAUCAAAUCUUUCGAAUUGAGAAAGAUGUUAAAAGGAAUGAUCGUCAUAUCGAUAUUUAUAAGUAUAAUACUAUUGAUGGCAAGAAGCCCCAAAAUCAAAAACCGAAGGCAAGUUAUGUUUCUGAGAUAGAGGCCUCUAUGAUACAAGAUGAAAGUAAUUCAGGUACCAUUAAGGAUGAUCAUAUUGACGAUGAAAAUUUAGAGGCUUUAAACGAAGACGAAGGUGAAACAAAUUACGAAGAACAAUUUGAUGAAGAUGAACAUUGGAAAAUUUUAAAUCCAAAUCUACAAACAUUAAGAAAUAUCUUAAUCAGCUAUAAUAUACAUAACUCUAAUUUGGGGUAUGUGCAAGGGAUGACUGAUCUUUUAUCUCCGUUAUAUUAUAUAAUUCGUGAUGAGGCACUAACUUUCUGGUGUUUUGUCAAUUUUAUGGAAAGAAUGGAACGAAAUUUUUUAAGAGAUCAGUCUGGUAUUCGAGAUCAGAUGUUAACAUUAUCAGAAUUAUGCAAUAUGAUGCUACCAAAAUUAAAUGAACAUUUAAAUAAAUGCGAUUCAUCAAAUUUAUUCUUUUGUUUCCGAUUUUUAUUAGUUUGGUUUAAGAGAGAAUUUUCGAUGGAAGAUAUUUGCUAUAUUUGGGAGAAUUUUUUAACCGAUUAUUAUAGCUCACAAUAUCAACUAUUUUUCAUGCUAGCUAUAUUACAAAAAAAUAGUAAUAUUGUGAUAGAUAGUUUUACCCAAUUUGAUCAAGUAUUAAAGUAUUUUAAUGAUAUUCAAAACUCAAUGGAUUGGAAAGAUUUAAUGAUCAGAAGUGAAUUAUUAUUUAUUAAAUUCCGGAAAUCAAUGGAACUCCUUGAAAGGAAAAAGGAAAUGCUAUCUAAUAUGGAAAAGAAUGGUAGAUUAUUAAGCGAAGAAGAUAAGCUAAUACUUAAUAAUGAGACGAAAUAUUUAAGUACAUUAUUAUCUAAAAAAUUAAUAAUUCAAACAGAGGGUGACAGAACUAUUGAUUCAUUAAAAUAA
Molecule: messenger RNA, 2367 nt
Organism: Henningerozyma blattae CBS 6284
Lineage: Eukaryota; Fungi; Ascomycota; Saccharomycetes; Saccharomycetales; Saccharomycetaceae
Gene: GYP7
Product: GTPase-activating protein GYP7
Exons: 1
Coding region: 1-2367 (788 amino acids)
Biological process (GO): activation of GTPase activity
Molecular function (GO): GTPase activator activity
Source: RefSeq, a predicted model, not a curated record